Habropoda laboriosa is the source of this 2550-nucleotide messenger RNA. Its product is annotated as angiotensin-converting enzyme-like. Lineage: Eukaryota; Metazoa; Arthropoda; Insecta; Hymenoptera; Apidae. The transcript has 13 exons. Gene Ontology annotation, biological process: proteolysis. Gene Ontology annotation, cellular component: plasma membrane. Gene Ontology annotation, molecular function: peptidyl-dipeptidase activity; metallopeptidase activity. The record is from RefSeq and is a predicted model, not a curated record. Bases 376 to 2550 code for a protein of 724 amino acids.
GAUGCGCUGUCUAUCGCUUGCACCGAGAUAAACGACAGAUAGUCGAUCAACCAACGUGCAUAUCCGAGGUAUCGCGAACGAUAGAGAAUCAGUUUCGUGUAAGUUAAGGCGAAAGGUUAGACUCGUGGUCGAAAUCACGGUUUUUUACCGUGAGGCAGAAAAGUUACGGGCAGGAAAGGACGCGUGAGGCCACCUCUCUUUGUCCUACGUGUACGUGUACCAUCAUCGUCGGCUAUUUCGUUCUGUCUCGUUCCGUUUCGCGGUCGAUCUUUGUUCGUGGCACGCAUCGAAGGCAGCUAGCUCAUCGAGAAAAACAGAAUCUAAAAACGUGUGAACGUCGAGCGAAACGACGCUCGGCCAGCAAAGUGCAAAGGGAUGCAAUCGAAAUGGGCUUGGAUAAUCCUUAAUCUCGUGGUAUGCGCGAUCGCAUCGGUGGAGGAUGACAACGUAAAAGCUUUCAUACAAUUAACCGAGUACGGUUACGUGGAUGUUUGCUUAGACACGACCGAGGCGCAAUGGGCUUUCCUCAAUUCACCGUCGAAUAAAACUUUGUCAGAAUGGGAAGAGAAAUUAAUUUCUUAUGCCAGAUUCAAGAUCUUGCAAAUGGAUGAAGUUGCCAAUAUUUCAAAGAAUGAUAUCCAUGACUCAGCUUUGCUGUAUAAGUAUGAUGUUGCUAUAAAAAUAGGUGAUGCUUUGUUGCAUACUGAUGAUUUAAAAAAACUUGUGCACUUUGCCGGAGCAGCAGAGUUGCAGAGAUUAUCCAGAGUUCGUGAUACAAUCUUGAAAAAUCACACAAGAAAAGAUCUGGAGAAUAUAUUGUCACAUAGCAGUAAUGUUGAAAAUAAGAGCGCCGUUUGGACAGCAUGGCAUCAAGGGUUAGCUCCUCUGGUUAAGAAUUUCUCAACUAUCCUGCCACUUGUUAGCAAAGCAGCCAAAGCAAAUGGUGCCAAAAAUGUAACUGAAUAUUGGGAAUUUUUAAGCGGAUAUAGCGAGGGUUAUGAUAAAAUAAAGUAUGAAUGGAGUAGGCUUGCUAGUCUUCAUAAAAAGAUACUGAAAUUUGCAAUAAAUAACUUAUCUCAGAAGUACAAAAUUACUAUGAAUAACACAAUACCAGCUUAUUUACUUGGAUCUUUGCAAGGAAGUGACUGGACACCGAUAUCAGUUGAUGUAACACCUUACCCAGAUUUGAUGUACAGCAUAAAAAAGAAUCUUUGGAAAAGGAGACUUAUUGGAAAAUCUUUGUACAAAACUGCCUCUAUCAUGAGCUCACAGAUAUUGAGCCAAGCACCGCAGGCAGGUUUUUGGGGUAAAAGUCGUUUUGAUCAACAGUGUCCAUCAAAAUUAAUCAACUUUUGUCAAGAUGCUAUUUUGAGUGUAUCUACUUGCUUUGAACCUACCAUAAGCAACUAUCUCUCUGCCCAUAAAAAUGUAGGCAAGAUAGUGUUCAAUCAAAUAUCUGUGGAGGACACUCCAGUACUUAAUACAGCCAAUAGAUACUCAGGUCUGGAAGAAGGUGUAUCAGAACUUUUUGGUAUUUUAGCAGCAAGCCCUGCUUGGUUAAAUUAUACUCACCUUAUGGACAAUUCUACUGACAGUGAACAACGUCUAAUUGUGUCCCUGAUGAUCACUGCCUUGAAUACAUUACCACAAAUUACUUAUUACAUGUCUGCAGACAUGUGGAGAAUCGAUGCCAUUGAAAAAGGUAUCACUAAUCCUGAAGAUUUAAUAUCAUCUUGGUGGAAGCAUAGAGAAGAAUACGAAGGACUUAAUUCAAAUGGCACUAAUAUGCCCACGUUUUUAGAUGACGAUUAUAUCACAAGCAACAAGCCAUAUCUCCCAAAAUUAACCGGUACGAUACUAGCAUUUCAAUUGUACAAAUACUUAAUGGCGUCCACAGCAGUUAGAUACGAUUCGAUAGUAGAGAAACAUAUAAACAUAAACUUUCUAAAAAUGAUUCAGCGAGGAAGCGCCGACGACUGGAUGAAAGUGCUGGAUAAAUUUUUAGAACUAGACGAGGUAUCGUUUGAUUCGUUGCUCUCGUUUUUCUCGCCAUUGGAGGAUUUUAUCGACGAGCUGGAAGAGAAUAUCCAAUACAAAGCAGACACAGCCAAAGAGUCAGAAUUAGAGGAACUGGAAAAGAGAGUAAUCGUUGAAAUGAAUACUCCGUCGACUACCACAACUACUACCACGACACCUAGAAGUGUAGCGGGAAAAACAAAAACUACGAGUACAUCUAGUAGCAAACAGAACGACGGAAGAAGCGGUAUGAAUACUGUAGGCAAUUCUAACAAGAAUUUAGAAUCUAAAUCGUCUAUACUUAUACCAGAAAACAGUAAUAUAUUAGACGUUCCAACUAUAACUGAAGUUCCUCUUGAUAAGUCACAACUCGAUAGCCUAGACACAGACGAUGAUAAGAAACCAAAGAUUAAUACUAGUAAGGCAGUGUGGGCUGUGGGGGCAGUGUUAUUAGCAACGAUAGUUAUUUGUAUAAUCGCGAUCUUCGGCAGACAAAGAUGUCGCAAAACACCAAAAAAUAGACGAUACGUUUAA